AUGAAAGGAAUUGAUUCUGGGAUUUUCGCAAGAGAACAUAUGUCCAAUUAUCUCACAGCUCUUCGAUCCUUGAAGCCUAAAGGGGAUGUUAAUCUCAAGAAAAUAUUGUUAAAAGCGCAUUCAAAGACUGUUGCUUUAGGAUCAUCCAUUGCCUGUGUUGUUACCCUUAAAAGAGACCGAUUGUGUUAUGCCAACGUGGGUGAUAGCGGUUUCAUGGUUUUCAGAGGGAAAAGGCUUGUUUACAGGUCACCGACACAGCACAGCUUUUUCAACUACCCUUUUUCAUUGGGGAAUUGGGUUCAGAAGGGUAAGCGCCGGGCUUCGGUUUUCCUUGGUGAAUUUGAUGUGGAGCAGGGGGAUAUUGUGGUUGCUGGUACCGAUGGAUUGUUCGAUAAUCUUUUCAGCUCUGAGAUCGAAGAGAUUCUUCAAGAACAUGGAGGAAGAUCUUGUCCUCAGGAUCUUGCCUGGACCAUCGCAACUGUUGCGUCCAUGAAUUCAACCAGCGAGGAUUAUGAUUCUCCCUUUGCAGUUGCUGCCGAGUCUGAAGAAAUCGAGCAUAUUUUUUUUGGGUUGACCCGAGUCAACCCGAGUCAACCCAUUUGA
Populus nigra (black poplar) is the source of this 603-nucleotide messenger RNA. Its product is annotated as probable protein phosphatase 2C 55. The transcript has a single exon. The record is from RefSeq and is a predicted model, not a curated record. Lineage: Eukaryota; Viridiplantae; Streptophyta; Magnoliopsida; Malpighiales; Salicaceae. The coding region runs from base 1 to 603 and encodes 200 amino acids.